Molecule: messenger RNA, 4309 nt
Organism: Bursaphelenchus okinawaensis
Lineage: Eukaryota; Metazoa; Nematoda; Chromadorea; Rhabditida; Aphelenchoididae
Source: the annotation of a GenBank genome assembly
AUGAUUCCACCCGAACUGAACGAAGAUUCAGAAGAGUUUAGAGCCGCGCUACAAGCGGCCUCCAUUCAGUGUGCCAACAAGUGUUAUCAGGGCCAGAUCAAUGUAGCCAAAGAUACUGUAAGUUUUCCUUGUUUUUGUUGUAAAAAUCUGAUUAUUCCGCAAUAAUAUGCCAUUUUUGAGUAAUAAUAUGCGUUUACGUUAUGAUUUGGUGUCAUUUUUGAUUUUUUUGGUGGUAAAAUGCAUUUUCUUAUAGUUUAAGUCAAUAUUCAACAGUAAUUUUAACUUAGUUAAUAUGAGACAGCGAUUAUUUGAUAGUAAGUGUUUAUGUCAUGUUGUUUUUGAUAGUGAUAUGAUUGUUUGAUGUGAUUAGAAGCAAGUGUAAGAUUCGUUUACAAGUGGCUGAUAACCAGGUUGGCGUCGAAACGAUUGUCUUGAAUUAAGCGCCAAUACAGGAUUAUUAAUGGCGCGUAUGCAAAUGUCGCGCCAUUCGAGAGCUCGGGAGCGAUAUUAGAUAACCACAGUUUAAGACACAGUUGAAUGUAAUUUUAAACACUUUAAACUAAAUAUUACAAAAACAACAUGAUGACAUUAAAAGUUGGUUUUUACGACAUUUUCAAUGAUGACAUUUUCAGAAAAGUUUCAAAAAACCUCAGUUCGUCGUUUGCUCAAUCAGAACGCUGGAGAUCCACGGGCCCAGCAAGAAGGGGUUCAAGCUGUCCAAGACAGAAUGGAUGAAGCAGAUGAUCGACCUUCUCAACGUAUACAGCCUCACCAUCAAGGAACACCCCAAGCUACCGGCUUGCAUCGUGUUGGUGACUCCAGAUCAGACCGUCUACUUGAGGGCGGCCGACCGGAAUGCCACUUUACUGUGGUAUGCCAUCAUCUUCAACAGCGUCUACACUUGCCGGUCAUUUAAUCCCGAGAAGUCGAUGCCCAGAGACCACUUUCCAGGUAUUGUUCGAUGACAUUUAAUGGCUUUGUAUUGAUGACGUUUCUUUUCUGUGUCUUUAUGGCCGUGUUGUGCUUGUGAAUGAAAUUAUAGUACGUUGAAAUGUAGUACGAUGUUGUUGUUAAUAGCUCGGUGCUUGUUAGUGGCAGUAUCGUGCUUGUUUUGACUGUCAUUCUUGUUUUUUGCUCUUAAAGGGGGAACAUUUCGUAAUUGUAUGUUUGUUGUAGGCUCAACUUAAAUGUAAUUACCGUUACUAUGGUUAUUUUCUAUUUAAUAAGUGUUGAUAACGGCCAUAAAGACACGGAACGCCCCCGGUGUUUUGGACUAAUUAGUAAUUGUAUUUCAUCGCCUGUUUUUGUUAUGAAAGUUUGCAAAUUACUGAACAAACAAACACGUUACAGAAUACACAUGGGACAUGAAGGUGCUCGCCAGCUCCAAAUACAGUAUCGCCCAUUACAGUAACAGCAACAACAUCACCGACAAGGAGCCCGAGCUCGCCGGCCGAAAACGGGUAUGCCUCUACCGCAACUCGGUAGCCUUCGUGCAUCUGAACGAAGAACCCAUGGACAUCUACGACUUUGUCGACUGGAACGUGCAGUACGUGAACAGGCCGCAGUACUACUUAAUUUCAGUAAGUACAGGCACAAAAAAGGUGUGAAAGAUUAGAAAAUACAUAAGUACAAAUCCCACAAUUCACGCACAUAUUAACAUUCCAUAAACUUUUCGACCAGCAAAUUUGAAGUUAAGAUCUUGUUAUUAUGUUUGAAGGAUUACUUUGCACACUCCUGAUUAAGCCAUUAGGUCGGAUUAAGUACAUCUUUAAAUGCUUUAAGCAAUUUUCCGUUAGAAUAUCUACUCUUGCACGCCACAUGUUUACAUUCAUUUACGUGUUUACAUGUUCUACAUACUUAAUACCACCCAUUUCACAACCCGUAUUUCAUAAAGCCAUUUCAGAGGAAUAACAUAACCUACUACGGCAAUCGCAACAAGCACUUUAUCUUCUGUAUCCGCGAAAUGAACGGAGAGAAGGCCAAGGAAGUGGUGGUCGAAGCCGGAUCCGAGCGAGAUGCCGAAGAGAUCAAGCUGGCGUUGGAGGAGCUGAUCCAGCGCGAAUCCAAGCUGAUCGGACUCAUCAAUCCCAAGAAAUCGUAUGUUUUUGUGUUAGCUAAUCGUUGAUGUUUAAAACCAAUGAUCACACCUUUUCUGACAUUUUACUUGGUCCUAUUGGACCAUGUUACCUUUUAUCUCCGAACCACAAGCUCGAAGAUAAAGGGCGACAUCAAAUCAAUGCUCUUGUAUACGAGUCUUCAGAACAAAAGUUUAACGAUUUUAAUACCGAAAAAGGUCACAGAACAAGGUUUUCCACAUCAUAACCUUUGUUUUGAUACUGCUAGUUGUUUGUGGCGCUAAUCAGUUUGUUUCAGCUUUUAUGAGUCAGUUAUUCCACCGGAAAACGGUGUACAUCACAGCGAGAGAGCGUCCACAUCACAAUCAGCUAGUCUGCCGCGUGAUCAACUCGAUGAUGAAAUGAGGAAUAAACAACGCAAAACCAAGAAAUCGGAUUAUCGGUUUCGAGAGUAAGUUUCCUUCAAAAACAUGGUAGAACUUGUUAUUUAAACGUUUGAGUACUUUGGUCACAUUGCCUGUUUUGGGACAAAAGAUUAAUCUUCUUGCAACACAUCAUCUUACAUAAACAAUGUAGUAUACUGUCUUCAUCAACAACAUUCCUUAUUGAUUAUUCAUCCCUUUACAGCUUGUUCGGAUCGUUCCGCAAAAAGUUCGGAAAGGGCAAGGAUAACAACGGCUUGCUGUUCGAGAGCGGAAUGAACCCUGUUACCGAGUGGGUCGAGAACCGUGCGUCCAUUAUAUCGGGCGAGAACGGGACCGAGGAGAGCGGUGGCACCCUAAGGGCAGAGGAACAUCAAACCAAGAAGGACAAAACAAAAUACCAGAAAGGUGGGAUUUAUUUAUUGGCUAACACUUGCAUCGUAAAAGUACUGUAAACGACCUUGUUUUUGUUAUUCUAACCUUUCAAUUCUUCCAGACGGCGAGGCGCACGAAAUGACCACCUUCUUCGACACCAUGAACUCUUCCAUCAGCUCCAAAACCAGCUCCAUAGUCAGACCAAGCACCAGUAGUACCAGUGCUCUAGACUCGUGUAUAUCAAACCUUAGUUGUGAUCUGUCUACCUUAUCUUCCAAUGCUCAUACCACUGACGACCGUAGUCAUCGGCGAACGUACCACCCCAUCCCGACCUUCGAGAACCAUAAAAAAUGUGAUGAAAGCUCAGAAAACAUGCACAAUUCGUUGACAGGCAGCUUCGACAGUUGCUAUUCCUCGAUAACAAACAAGAAAACACCCAGUAAAAGUAAACGCAAAGUAUCUGACAUCAACUUCAACGACGGUCCCAAGGUGGCACAACGACCUCUGGAGUUUCGUAAAGCUCAGAAGAAUGAAUUCGACGUCUUCAGAUUCCUCACAGGCACGUUGUCACGGUCUUUGGACAACAUCAGAGACUUUCUACCCGAGAAAAGGCCGACCCGUCUCAUCAGAAGGCUAUCCUUGAAGUGUCUCACCAACGAAGACCUCAAGCGGAUGGAGAACGAGAUGGCCAAGUGGCUGGCCAUGGCACCAAAGCCUAAGCCCAGGAAAAAGAAGACCAAAAGGAGGAAAAGAAUACAGUCUCAAGACGACACCUACUCCAAAACCUCUCCCGUACCAUCUUCGAGACACUUGUCCAUCUCUUCCCAAUCUACACAACGAUCGAAUGCCUCCAGGAAAGGACCUCAAUCUGCUAGAUUCGACUCUAGGUCGCACAGUAGACAAGUGGACAACUCCAUGGAGGAAAGUGUCCAUUCGUUCGAAAGUGACAUGCAGUCAAGGGCCAAUAGUAUGGAUUCGCAGAACUCUCAACGAUCUUUCAUCAUCGGCGCAUUCAGAGGCUCCAACAAGCAUCUCAUCCCGAAAGCCGAUGUCGAAACGGACGUGCGGAAGUUUGAUCAAGGUAUGUUGUGUAACAAAGACCUUAGAAUGCAUAAUCAAACAAUAAUACACACUCUCCUUUCGUUAUACUGCUUCACAUCCCCUAUAGUAUGCUACUACCCCUGUUCAGAUUAUAAAUUAGUUUUCAUUUCAGAUUCUCAACAGCACAUAAUCAGAGCCGAGCCUUUGUUUUACGAAGUCCGUGACGAUCUACGCUUUGGAAACAAACGAGAUCGAAGACACAUGAAAACAGACUCCAUUCAAGGGAUUCGCGGAUCCAUCAGCUUUCACAACGGAUGUCAAGUUAUAGACGAAGAGAUCAACUACACCUUGGCUCAGCCCGACCGAACAAAGCCAAUCCCGGGAAUCAUUGGAUAA